Molecule: messenger RNA, 645 nt
Organism: Porites evermanni
Lineage: Eukaryota; Metazoa; Cnidaria; Anthozoa; Scleractinia; Poritidae
Source: the annotation of a GenBank genome assembly
AUGAACAGCGCAGAACAGACCGAGCAAAAGGAAUACUUCAGCAAAAGAGUUUUUGUAUCAAAAGAGGAGGAGAGAGGACAUUGUAGCAAUAAAAAACAAAAGAAGAAGCAGAAGAGAAGGCGAAAUUCGUCUCCGCUAUCCUACAUAGAGGUCAUUGCCUAUGCUAUCCUCAGAUCACCGCAAAAACGUGUCACUUUAUCUGAGAUCUAUAGUUUCAUCCAGAACAACUAUCCUAGCUUCACCGAGCAUCGAAUACGCUGGAAGAACACCGUCCGCCACAAUUUGUCUCUUCAUGAAUGCUUUCAGCGAGGAGAGAUCGCAAUGGACAAAGCCGGAUGUUACUGGCACAUCCAUCCCAGUUUUUUGGAAGCAUUUAGCCGCGGAGAUUUUUCAAGACGUAAAUCGAUGCCCAAGAAUCCAAAUUUGCGACCGGAAGGUUGGAACCGUUUGGUUGAGAACCACAUCGCUAUACAGCGUCCCUGCUUGCCAUGCCAUAUUCAUAAAAUAAACCCACCAUUUUCAGUAGCAGCACCCAUGGAACCGUUACAGUAUCACCAUGGGGGCUUUACUGUAAGUACUGUACCGUGCGCUCCACAAAUUGCCUACCUACCCUGGCAUCACUGGAUGUUAAACGGAAUAAAUUAG